Messenger RNA from Anisakis simplex (herring worm), 4029 nucleotides. NCBI's taxonomy places the organism in Eukaryota, Metazoa, Nematoda, Chromadorea, Rhabditida, Anisakidae. The record is from the annotation of a GenBank genome assembly.
AUGCGAUCGAAUCGUUUCAAUCAAGCAUCAUUGCAAAAGAUGAACGAAAACCACAAUCCAAAAUCCUCCGAUCGUCCUGACAUUUUUGCUCGAGUUCUGUCAGAGAAACUUACUGGUCCAUGGAUUGAGCAGGUUUUUUCGAAGAGAGAAUGUAUGAGGUUCAUACCAUCAAUCGAUGUGAACAGGUGCGGCUGUGGAAGAACAGCUAGUGCACACAGUUCAGAAGCACUAGAGGCAUGUUCACAAACCACAGAUGAUAAUCAUUCACUGUCAACACAUUGUGCUCCAGAGCGAUGGACUAUCGCUGAACAUACACUAGUUUCUCAUACUGAUGCAUUUGGCACACUCGAGUUCUCGGGUGGCACACAUGCACAUCGAGCGCAUUAUGUUCGUUUGGGAUACGAUUCAGAUCCUGUUGACAUAAUGUACUUGAUGGAAAAGGUAUGGAAAUUGGAACCACCUCGUCUUGUGAUUACAGUGCAUGGUGGAAUUACCAAUUUUGAAAUGCGAUCAAAAAUAGUGACGAUUGGGAUCGCUCCAUGGGGUUUGUUAAAGAAAAGAGAGAAACUGAUCGGAAAAGAUAUCGUUGUGCCAUAUGAUCUCCACUCAUUCUCAAAUAGAACUAAGCUUGCUGUUCUCAACGAUCGACACUCAUAUUUUCUUCUUGUUGAUAAUGGCACUUCAGGAAGGUAUGGAGCUGACAUAAUUCUACGUAAACGAUUUGAAGAAUUCAUUGCACAAAAACAAACGCUUGGAAGUGGAACAAGGAGGGUACCAGUUGUGUGUGCUGUUCUUGAAGGUGGAACUUGCACAAUACGUGCCAUUUUGCAAUAUCUUACCAAUGAUCCACCGGUUCCAGUAAUUGUCUGUGAUGGAAGUGGAAGAGCUUCUGAUCUCCUUGCUUUCGCACAUCACUAUGUUCAACCAGAUGGCAGCCUACCGAGCGAAGUUCGCGAACAACUACUGGUGUUAAUCGCAACCGUUUUUCGUUACAGCGCCACAACCCCGGAGCAGUUACUUGAUGAUAUACUGCGGUGUGUUGAACAUCGCGAACUGUUAACAAUAUUCCGUUUGAGCGACAAAGAACAAGAUGUUGAUCAUGCGAUUCUGGCAGCACUGCUCCAGGGACAGAACCUUUCGCCGGCCGAUAAGCUGGCAUUAACACUGGCGUGGAAUCGUGUUGAUAUUGCUCGAUCGGAGAUAUUUUCUGACGGAAAACAGUGGUCACCGCAUUUAUUACAUAAUGCAAUGAUGGAAGCGUUAAUGUUGGAUCGUGUUGACUUCGUUAAUAUCCUUCUCGAAAAUGGCGUUUCAAUGAAGAAAUUCCUCACCAUAAGUCGACUCGAACAACUUUACAAUAUGGAUCAAGGCCCACCGAUAACGAUUCGUCACUUAAUUCGAAAUAAUCUCUCAAAAAGUGACGGCAAUUUCGAACUACCUGAGAUUGGUGCAGCGAUUGAGAAGUUGAUGGGUAAUGCAUAUAAGAGUUUUUAUACAACAAGUUUGUUCAAGAAUAAUGAAACAACAGAAUUCAAUUAUCCAUUCAAUGAACUAAUGCUAUGGGCAGUAUUAACACGCCGUCAAGAAAUGGCACGUUUCAUGUGGAUGCAUGGUGAGGAACCAAUGGCAAAAGCGCUUGUUGCCAUGCGUCUAUACAAAUGCAUGAGUAAAGAGGCUGCUGAUGAUUAUGUUGAAGUGGAAAUUUCUGAUCAAUUACGUCAAUGCGCUGAAGAAUUCAAAAUGAAGAGUUUGGAUUUGUUGAACCAUUGCUAUCAGCAAGACGAUACGCAAACAAUGCGUUUACUCACUGCCGAGUUGCCUAAUUGGGGUCAUCAGACAUGCUUAUCGCUCGCUGUUAUCGCUAACAAUAAGCAGUUUCUCGCUCAUCCAUGCAACGUCAUUUCAGCUGUCAAAUUCUAUUGGCGGAUCUGUGGCACGGAGGACUUCGCAUCAGAAGCGAUCGCAUUUCCACCGGGCAUUCUCCUGCUUGAUGUGAAACCAACCGUUUGGUCAAUGUCAUCGAGCGUUUCUCACCAACACCAUUACGUUUGCAGUUCUGAUUCUGAUGAAUUUGAAGAGGUUAUUCCGUCUUAUUCGAAUUUAUUUUCGACUUUUUUUCAAAUGUUCACAAUUCUUCAGUCGUAUCCAAAUAACCAAAAAAACUUUCAGGAAAUCGAGAGCAGUAACGAGGACGAUGGUGAGAAUAAUAAAUUACACCGUCAAAGCACCACCAGUGCUACAUCGUCUUUUUUCAAGCCUAGAAAACGGAACUUUACCAAAACAUUCAUGCGUUCGAGGAGUGCUUCGAGAGAAAUAACUGAUCUGAUUGACUGUGACGAUCAUAUGGAACGAGGUAAUUCGAACGGUUCAGAAGAGCAGCACAAUAGAAAUGCUAUGCGUUGGCGAUCCAAAGUGAACGCAUUUUAUUCAGCACCGAUUACAACGUUUUGGACAUGGAGUUUAAGCUUCGCAUUGUUUCUGUUCGCAAUCACCUACGUGCUCUUGAUUGAAUUCCCGGUGCAUAUCCGCAACGUUGAGUGGUUAUUACUGAUUUAUGUCAUUUCAUUCGCAAUGGAGCACUUCCGUAAGCUCUUAAUGCAGGAAGCAAGUUCGCUGUUCGAAAAAAUUCGUGUAUUUUUCAAUCGACAGUGGAAUUAUUUAACUGUUUUCGCCAUUCUCUCAUUCUUUGUUGGUUUUGCGUUUCGCCUAAAUCCACUCACAAGGCACUCGUAUGGUCGAGUGAUUUUAGCAUGUGAUUCAGUGUUAUGGUACAUUAAAGUUCUUGAUUUUAUGAGCAUACACCCUCGUCUUGGACCAUACAUAACAAUGGCUGGCAAAAUGAUUUUGAACAUGUGUUAUAUAAUUGUACUGCUACUGGUCACAGUAAUGGCAUUUGGUGUAUCUCGACAAUCUAUAACGUAUCCACAUGAAAAGUGGAAUUGGGUACUGGUUCGAAACAUCUUUUAUAAACCUUAUUUCAUGCUCUAUGGUGAAGUGUAUGCUGGUGAAAUUGAUACGUGUGGAGAUGAAGGUACCAACUGCGUACCUGGAGGAUGGAUUCCACCCGCGUUGAUGACUAUUUUUUUGCUCAUUUCGAACAUACUUCUCAUAAACAUGCUUAUCGCAAUUUUCAAUAAUAUAUUCAAUGAAACGAAUGCAAUAUCACAACAAGUUUGGCUCUUCCAACGCUACGAGCAAGUACUCGAAUACAAAAACACUCCACUCAUACCUCCUCCAUUCACUCCGAUUGCUCAUCUCAUCUACCUUAUCACGUAUCUUUCAAAGCAAUUUUUGAUUUCAGAAGUGCGUUUGGAUGAAGAUGAAAUGCGUAAAUUACAUGAUUUUGAGGAAGACUGCAUGGACGAUUUAUCAAGGAAAAACUUUUUAAGUGAAUCAGUUAAUUCUGAAUUGCGACUCCAAAAUACUGCUGAAAGGUUUUUGCUGGUUUAUAUUGAUGAAGUUGAAAUUGAACUUCCUAAAAAUACAGUAGAGAUUAUGUAUUCGCGAUGGAGAGAAAUGUUCAAUGAAGAAUGGAAUUUUAAAUCAACUAUUUGGGAGAUUGAAUCUCGUUUGGAAAGCAUAGAAGCAAAUCAACGUCAAUUAAUUGCAAUGUUGAACGCUCAGUCGACUGAUUGUAGCAAGCAAGUGAUACGUGAUUUCGUGACCAACUCUGAUAUAAAGAAACGUUUAUUAAAAAGAAAUGAAGGGUAUACAACGAUCACUGAUGCGAUCCAGUCGCACAUCCCAAUGCGACCGAGCGCAACAGCGAAUCUGGAAACGCCAUCGGCAAAGCCAAGCUUCGCUCUUCGUCAAAAUGAGAUGCUACGAGACUAUGAGGAAGUAGCGAAAAUAUUGCCAUUUAAGGCGUCCAGUAUAAUAACCUCAGAAAUAAUUGCUGGACGUAGAAGGCGUAAGUCAUCAACAUGUUCAGCACAUGAGGAUAUAUAUGAAAUGGAUAGAGGGAAUGCAUCGUCGUGUUCGUCCUCUUCUGAAUGGAGCGCAUCAUUACAUCGUUCAAUGCCACACUAA